GAAGACAAUGAUGAAUAAAGUCGUAGUUUUUGCUAUUUUUGGACCAAAAUGUAUUUUCGAUGCUUCAAAAAAUUCUAACUGACCCUCUGAUGUCACAUGGACUACUUUGAUGAUGUUUUUCUUACCUUUCUGGACAUGGACAGUAUACUGUACACACAGCUUCAAUGGAGGGACUGAGAGCUCUCGGACUAAAUCUAAAAUAUCUUAAACUGUGUUCCGGAGAUAAACGGAGGUCUCACGGGUUUGGAACGACAUGAGGAGUUCAUUGAAGAAAAAGAGGAAAAUGAAAAAUCGAGUGAAGUUGAGGAGAAAAAUCAUGUCAAAACUGGCGGAAAACCUUUGAUUUGCUCUCAAACCAAACAGACAGAUUUAAAGAAAAAAAGUGUUAAGAUAUCUUUUACCUGCACUCAGUGUGAAAAGAGUUUCACACAUAAAUCAAAUCUUAAGUGUCACAUGAGAGUUCACACUGGAGAGAAACCUUACAAGUGUUCACACUGUGACAAGAGAUUCAGUCAAACAGGAGAUCUGAAAAACCAUGAGAGGAUUCACACUGGAGAGAAACCUUUUAAGUGUUUACAUUGUGACAAGAGAUUCAGUUGGUCAACACAUUUGAAAAGACAUGAGAGGAUUCACACUGGAGAGAAACCUCAUAAGUGUUCACACUGUGUCAGGAAAUUCAGUCUAUCAGCAAGUCUGAAAAAACAUGAGAUGAUUCACACUGGAGAGACACCUUACAAGUGUUCACACUGUGACAGGAGAUUCAGUCGUUCAAUAAGUCUGAAAACACAUGAGGUGAUCCACACUGGAGAGAAACCUUACAAGUGUUCACACUGUGACAGGAAAUUCAGUCUUUCAGCAAGUCUAAAAAAACAUGAAUGGAUUCACACUGGAGAGAAACCUUACAAGUGUUCACACUGUGACAAGAAAUUCCGUCGUUCAGUAGAUCUGAAAACACAUGAGAGGAUCCACACUGGAGAGAAACCUUAUAAGUGUUCACACUGUGUCAGGAAAUUCAGUCUAUCAGCAAGUCUGAAAAAACAUGAGUGGAUUCACACUGGAGAGAAACCUUACAAGUGUUCACACUGUGUCAGGAAAUUCAGUCUUUCAGCAAGUCUGAAAAAACAUGAGAGGAUUCACAAUGGAGAGAAACCUUACAAGUGUUCACACUGUGACAGGAGAUUCAGUCGUUCAAUAAGUCUGAAAACACAUGAGGUGAUUCACACUGGAGAGAAACCUUACAAGUGUUCACACUGUGACAAGAGAUUCAGUCAGACAAGAGAUCUGAAAACCCAUGAGAGGAUCCAUACUGGAGAGAAACCUUACAAGUGUUCACACUGUGACAAGAGAUUCAGUGGUUCAUCAAAUCUGAAAACACAUGAGAGGAUCCACACUGGAGAGAAACCUUAUAAGUGUUCACACUGUGACAAGAGAUUCAGUGAUUCAUCAAGUCUGAAAAGACAUGAGAGGAUUCACACUGGAGAGAAAGCACAUCACUGCAGUGCACAUGGGAAGUGUUCCAUUAAGUCAUCUGUUAUACACAGUCAUGCAAAAUCCAACCACAGUAAGGCCCCAUACACGCGGAGACGCAUUUAGCUGUAUAUGUAAAUAUUUUGUAUGGUAUAUGCGUUUCGUCCAGACUGAUCCAGCGUUCGGGGAAAUGAAAACCCUAUAAAAAAAAAAAAAAAAAACAGGUCCCAGAGUGGAUAAAUCUGAAAAUGACACCUUUGGGUUUUUUGUGUACUGCCAAUCCAUAUAUUUUGUAAAACAAUGAUGUCAUCACUGCACGUCUCGACCAUAGUCAGACACCGCUACGUCAUUUAACACCAACAACAAUGGAGGACUACAUGUUUGUGUUCAUGCUACAGAAACUACUGAGCCAAUAAGCUUGACUAAACUUACUAGUAGAGCUGCACGAUAUUGGAAAACAACUCACAUCGUGAUAAUUUUUCUCAGCGAUGUAUAUUGCGAUAUGGAAAAAAAAAAAAUCACCAGAUGACUUGAACAGCUCUAUUUGGA
Molecule: messenger RNA, 2016 nt
Organism: Carassius carassius (crucian carp)
Lineage: Eukaryota; Metazoa; Chordata; Actinopteri; Cypriniformes; Cyprinidae
Product: zinc finger protein 271-like
Exons: 2
Coding region: 454-1593 (379 amino acids)
Biological process (GO): regulation of transcription by RNA polymerase II
Molecular function (GO): RNA polymerase II cis-regulatory region sequence-specific DNA binding; DNA-binding transcription factor activity
Source: RefSeq, a predicted model, not a curated record